Molecule: messenger RNA, 148 nt
Organism: Racocetra persica
Lineage: Eukaryota; Fungi; Glomeromycota; Glomeromycetes; Diversisporales; Gigasporaceae
Source: the annotation of a GenBank genome assembly
AUGUUUACAAUAAUUGAAAAAGCACAACAACCAAUUUUAUUUCCUCAACAACUGAUUUUUCAACAACCAAUUGUUCCAAUUUCACCACAAAAACCAAUUUUUAUACCAGAAGAAUCUAAUGAUAUAAACGAUAAAAAUAUAUUUAAUA